This is a messenger RNA of Metarhizium brunneum ARSEF 3297, 921 nucleotides long. It is a transcript of the gene vrtG, whose product is annotated as Lactamase-like protein vrtG. The record is from RefSeq and is a predicted model, not a curated record. NCBI's taxonomy places the organism in Eukaryota, Fungi, Ascomycota, Sordariomycetes, Hypocreales, Clavicipitaceae. Gene Ontology annotation, biological process: secondary metabolite biosynthetic process.
AUGGCGACACGAAUUCCAUUUGACGAGUCUUUUUGGCAAGAAUACCUUGAGGGACAGGAAGCCCAACUGCCGCAGCUCCGUGACGUUGAAGAUGUGACAGAUCGUGUUGUCCGCAUCAUGGGAGGAAAUCCAGGCAUAAUGCAGCUCCAAGGGACAAACACUUAUCUUGUGGGAAAUGGAAAAUCACGAAUCCUCAUUGACACAGGGGAGGGACUACCAUGCUGGAUUGAACGAGUCAUCCGGGUCCUUGAAGACCGGCAACUGGACCUCUCAUUCAUCCUUCUGACUCACUGGCACGGAGACCAUACCGGUGGCGUUCCUGAUCUUAUAUCCCAUAACCCCAACUGGGCAGACCGAGUUUACAAGAACCGACCCGAUCGCGGCCAGAAUCCCAUCGCAGAUGGCCAAAUCUUCUCCGUCGAAGGAGCCACUAUCCGCGCAGUUUUCACUCCUGGCCAUGCCAUAGACCACAUGUGUUUCGUCCUUGAAGAAGAGAACGCCCUAUUCACUGGAGAUAAUGUCCUCGGACACGGAUUCUCCGUGGUGAUGGAUCUGGCUGUCUACAUGAGAAGCCUAGACUGUAUGGUUGCACAGGGCUGCGCGUCUGGAUAUCCGGCUCAUGGCGCCAAGAUUGCCAAUUUGCCGGCGAAAAUGCAAGAAUACAUUCAUCACAACGAGUUUCGCAUUCAGCAAGUUAGCUCAGCUCUGUCUUGGCAUUGUGCCAAAGGAGCGAAAGGGGGCAUGACUCUGCAGGAGAUCAUACAGUCAAUAUAUGGCAAUGUACCAAAAGAGAUUGUGGAUAAUGCCCUGGUUCCGUUCUUGUCCCAGGUUCUGUGGAAGUUGGCCGAGGACCGGAAAGUUGGUUUCUCUCCUGGUGAGCCAAAGAAGAGGAGAUGGUUUGGGUUGGGGGUGGCUCACUGA